AUGAAUAAUCAAUGUGCCUUUUAUGCAAGAUUGGUGACUUCAAAGAAAAUGGAAAUACCAUCGGAAGCCUCUACUCUCUCGGAGAAGAGGAAAAUAAUUCCAAAGGAAGUUAUUUCAGAGGAAGAUUUGGAAGAAACAAGUUUUAAUCUUUCCUUACCAAAUUCAAAGAGAAAUCACAUAUUAAAGGAAUUGGAAAAAUUACCACCAACUCUCGGAGAGGAAGAUUUAGUAAAGAGAGAACAAGUGGAAAGAGUUUCUAAAUUUUUGGCUCGUGUUGGAGUUUGUUCUAAACAGCAAGGAGUUGAUUUGAUAAAGGCAGGUCAAGUGAAAGUGAAUGGUAUUCUUAUUACAGAGAGUGGACAGAAAAUGAAUCCAUUCUAUGAUGUGGUGACUGUUAAAGGUGUAAAUAUUACAAAGAAGGAUGUAGAAAGUAAUUUGGAAAAUGUUAAAUUAUAUGCCUAUCACAAACCAAGAGGGGUUUUGUGUAGUCGUGUGGAUAAUGGAGGAAAUAGAGAAACAAUUUAUCAGCGAUUGGAAAGAAUGGGUUUUGGUCAUUUGAUUUCUGUUGGAAGAUUGGAUUAUAACUCUGAAGGAUUAAUUCUUUUAACAAAUGAUGGAAAUUUAUCGAGACAUUUGGAAUUGCCACAAACAGGACUUGAAAGACAGUAUCUUGUCAGAGUUCAUGGCCAAGUUUCACAACCUCUAUUGGAUUCUCUUCAAAAAGGUUCUACCAUUGAAGGAGUUCACUAUGCAGGUAUGAAGGCCACUCUUCAUAGAGAAGGAGAAAAAACUAGUUGGAUUAAAGUAAUUCUCCAUGAAGGAAAGAACAGAGAAAUCAGAAAAAUAUUCCAACAAUUGAAUCUUCCAGUGAGCCGAAUUAUGAGAAUUCAAUAUGGACCUUACAAAUUGGAAAAUAUUCAAAAAGGACAAAUCAAAGUUCUAGAACUCAAAGAAGAAUUUAAACAAAAAUGUUCUAACAUUUACAAAACAGCAGUCAGGAGUAAAGAGAAGGAACUGGAAAGAGAUUUCAAAAACAACAGGGCUGGCAAUCCUAAGUCAAACAACUCUAAAAGGAUACCUGAAUUCUAA
Naegleria gruberi is the source of this 1089-nucleotide messenger RNA. RefSeq lists its product as uncharacterized. The record is from RefSeq and is a predicted model, not a curated record. NCBI's taxonomy places the organism in Eukaryota, Heterolobosea, Eutetramitea, Acrasida, Naegleriidae. The transcript has 3 exons. Gene Ontology annotation, biological process: pseudouridine synthesis. Gene Ontology annotation, molecular function: pseudouridine synthase activity; RNA binding. The coding region runs from base 1 to 1089 and encodes 362 amino acids.